AUUCCGCCUCAGUUUAUAACAAUUAUGUCUAAAAGCAUAAGGAACUGCAAUAAAAUAGGCAGUAAAGAUUUUGACAGCGAAGAAGGUUCUAGCAGUAGCAACAAUAACACAUCCACAAGUUCCAGUGACUUUGAAACUAGCAGGAAACACAAAUUACGUCGCAGAUCGUCUCGAAAUGUUUCAUAUCAUUAUCAAGCGCUACCCAUGCGCGUAGUUGGCGAAAAUGCUGUAACACUGGUGCAAACUCCCAGCUCCUCUCGUGAUAUAACUCUAAGCUCAGCUCAAAUAAUUGAAGACAGUUCUGAUUCGGAGUUUCACAUUUCGAACGAUACAAGCAGCGAUGAGCCGGCCAACAAAUCCAUAACAUUUACGGCACGUCCAUUAGAGAAAUAUGAUUUGGAAUAUAUACGAAAAUUACGUAAGCGCAGAAAGAAGCCGAAUAAAACUUUAUAUGUUGAUUAAUUUUCAAAUAACAACUGUUGGCCAGGGCUGUCAAAGCCAAAUGCCCAGUUAUUAUCCAACACUGGCUACCCAAGCCAGGGUUGGCUAGUGCGUUUUUGGAGUAGUGGUAAAUUUUUACGAGCAUAACUAUUUACACUGAUUUUAUGUAAAUAAAACAAACAAAACGUAGCAAAAUUAAGUGCAAAGUACUAUUCACCACCCAACACGAAACUACAAAAAACAAAACUUCGACUAGAACAACAACUGUGUUUUGGCAUUUUAAUCACAGCAAUUAAAAAAAAGCAGCUUAAAAACACGAAUAAUUACCCAUGCAGGAAUAGACCAACCGUAGUACCUAGUAUUGUGUAGAAAUUAAAAGUUAAAUCAAUUCGAACGAACGAAAUUUCAAACCCAGUUUGACCACCUACUAGUACACAAAUCACAAAAAAGAGUCAGCAGCCAAGAAAAUUCCUAGAAAUGGAGUCGCCACCAAUGUUCAAUAGUGUGGAAGAUGAGUGCAGAUAUUGGAAGGAACGAUCCAAGCAGUACCACAAAGAAUGGACAGACGUGAAACAGGAGUACGACGAGUUCGUGGAGCAGUCCCGCGAAAUGGAAAUAGAAAUGGACGCCACUCUGGACCAGAAGCAGAGUAUAAUCAAAGAUCUCACAGCCAAACUAACAAUGUUUGAGCGCGAAAACGAGUCUCUCAAGGUCAAGUUGGAGUCGCAUGGCAUCGAAAUGUCAAACAUGGAGAAGCAGCUGGAAACAGUGAAGAAGGAUCGCGACACCAUGAAGGUGCACCUGCGGCAGCUGGAGCAGAAAAAUGACGAUUUGGAGCGUGCCCAUCGCAUACUCAAUGAAAGCAUAGAGAAUUUCGAGAAAAUGCUGGAUCAGGCCUACGAAAAGAACGCCCUUCUAGAGCUGGAAGUGGAUGAAAAGGGAUUGCUGCAGGAAAAACUGCAGCGGUUGAUGGAUGAGACGAGAGAUCUCAAGCAAGAGCUGAACGUCAAGUCACGCUUCACCCCAGUGGUCAACGGAACGAGCAUUCCCACGGCAAACGACACAAAUACAGUCAACAGCUCGAUGAACUCGUCCGCCUCGCUGCCAAAUGGUAUUAUGGCCAACGGGGAACUGGUAAACCACGACAAUACUGUCGCCACAAGAGCCACCAGCGUCAGCGUCAACGCCCUCAAUGGCAGUUUAGUUAAUAGAAACGAAUAUAACCAGCAGCAUUCGCUUAAAAAUCCCGAGAACCAAAUCAAUGGCAAUUCCAUGAACCCCAGCUCCCGCACAACGGCGCUCAACAUUGUGGCCGACAUGUUAAGAAAACUAAACGCCAUGGAGACGAAGCUGAAGACGUACCGCGAGAAUGGUCAGCCCAUGCCGCAGCGGCAUCGCUCCUCCCAGCAGUCAACACAUCCGGCGCUGGCCGGACUGCCUUGUCUCUCGCUGGAUGCCGAGUAGUGUGGGUUACGGCCUCAGCGUGAUCCUCGAACCCAAACCUAAACCCAAGCCCAAUCUGGGGCGGGAUACUGUUCAGUUGGCUUUACGUUUACGUUACGUUACUUUAAUGUUACUGUUAGCAUUAAUUUAGCUACUGCUGCCUCUUUAUUUAUUUGACCUAACUUGACUUUGUAUAAACCCCUUGCGAUAUUAUAAAUUACACAACCGUUGAUGUUGUUGUUUCGAGCCCAACAUAUAACAUGCCUUAGUACGAAUUAAGUGUAUACCUAAGCUAAGUACCCACUCGGUUCGCUUUCGAUAUAAAUUGUUAACUCCAACGCAAUUGUUUUGGCAUACAAUGUGUUUAGCGACUAAGUUUAAAGUUGAUCAUGCAGCAGAGAAGCGAAGAAGCUCUGUCCAAGUAUUAUACUUCAAGCGGACAACCAAUACUCGUAGCGUUUAGGAAAAAGACAAGAUCUACCCGGAAAAAAGAAAUAUCAAAAAACGAUCAUCUAGUUAUAUUUUAACUAUCCUCAGAGCUAUUUUCUGUUUAUAUUUACGACCGAAUAUAAAUUUGUAAAAAUGCAAAAUAUUGCUGCGGCAAACUGUAUAAAGCAUAACAAAAAUCCAACGAACAGGCAAACAAAUUAUAUAUAUAUGUAUGUAUGGAAUAAAGAGCAAAUUAAUUAGUUUAAUAGAAACCAUACACAA
This is a messenger RNA of Drosophila erecta, 2595 nucleotides long. It is a transcript of the gene nudE, whose product is annotated as nuclear distribution protein nudE homolog. Gene Ontology annotation, molecular function: microtubule binding. NCBI's taxonomy places the organism in Eukaryota, Metazoa, Arthropoda, Insecta, Diptera, Drosophilidae. The record is from RefSeq and is a predicted model, not a curated record. The transcript has 7 exons. Bases 919 to 1905 code for a protein of 328 amino acids. Gene Ontology annotation, biological process: establishment of mitotic spindle orientation; vesicle transport along microtubule; mitotic centrosome separation. Gene Ontology annotation, cellular component: kinesin complex; centrosome; kinetochore.